AUGGCUAGCAAAGACUUCCCUCCUCCCCCAACCUCCGCCAUCGACUGGAAGAACGUCGGCUUCAAGGUCAGAGAAGUCAGCGGCCAUGUCGAAUCGCACUUCUCUCACUCAGCCGGAGGCCAGUGGUCGCCUCCUCGCUUCGUCGAGUCGCCCUACCUGCAGCUGCACGGCAUGGCGCCGGCCCUCAACUACGGCCAGCAAGCCUACGAGGGGAUGAAGGCCUUCCGCCAUCCUCCCUCCGCCGCCCAUCCGAACGGCCGCAUCGCCAUCUUCAGGCCAGACCGCAACGCUGCCAGGCUGCACCGCUCUGCAGAGUUCGUCUCCAUCCCGCCCGUGCCUGCAGACCAUUUCGUCGACUGCGUGCGCCGCGCCGUCAGUGCCAACGCUGCCUUUGUGCCUCCCCACGAGACGCGGGCGGCCAUGUACAUUCGUCCGUUGGUGAUGGGCAGCUCGGCACAGCUGGGCCUCGUGCCGCCGGACGAGUAUACGUUCGUCGUCUUCGUCAUGCCUACGGGUGUGUACCAUGGCGUCCACGCCGUGGAUGCCCUGGUGCUCGAGGACUUUGACCGGUCCGCGCCAGAAGGGACGGGCUCGGCCAAGCUGGGUGGCAACUAUGCCCCCGUACUUCGACACAGUGACCAGGCCAGGGCCGAAGGGUACGGCAUCACCCUGCAUCUAGACAGCAGGACCAGGUCGGAGAUCGAUGAGUUCUCCACCUCUGCCUUCAUCGGUGUGCAAAAGGACAAGAAGACCGGCGCCAUCACCCUCGUCUUCCCGGAUAGCAAGAACGUCAUCGACAGUGUCACUGCGGCUUCGGUGCGCGAGAUCGGAGAGCAUAUGCUCGGCUUCAGGGUCGAGAAGCGGGCGGUUCUCUACGACGAGCUGGCGAGCUUCGACGAAGUCAUGGCGGCUGGGACGGCGGCGGCCCUGGUGCCCAUCAGGAGCAUUACGAUGAGGUCUAAGGGAGACAAGUUCGAGUUCGAUGCCGGUGCCGGCGGCGAGGGAGGAGAGGUCUUCAGGCAACUGAUCAAGACCCUCCAGGGCAUCCAGAUGGGUGAAGUCGAAGACAAGUUUGGAUGGCUUGUUGACGCUGAGCCACUGGAGCCAGGCUGGGCUCACGAGUAA
Molecule: messenger RNA, 1125 nt
Organism: Microsporum canis CBS 113480
Lineage: Eukaryota; Fungi; Ascomycota; Eurotiomycetes; Onygenales; Arthrodermataceae
Product: branched-chain-amino-acid aminotransferase 2
Exons: 2
Coding region: 1-1125 (374 amino acids)
Biological process (GO): branched-chain amino acid metabolic process
Molecular function (GO): branched-chain-amino-acid:2-oxoglutarate transaminase activity
Source: RefSeq, a predicted model, not a curated record